This is a messenger RNA of Apis florea (little honeybee), 4298 nucleotides long. It is a transcript of the gene Sulf1, whose product is annotated as Extracellular sulfatase Sulf1. The record is from RefSeq and is a predicted model, not a curated record. Lineage: Eukaryota; Metazoa; Arthropoda; Insecta; Hymenoptera; Apidae. Gene Ontology annotation, molecular function: glycosaminoglycan binding; N-acetylglucosamine-6-sulfatase activity.
GAUCAGAGAUGUCGAACUCGGUUCGCUGAACUUCAUGCCACGGACCCUAAGGCGAAUAAGGGACGAGGGGGCCGAGCUAAGACACGCAUACGUGACCACUCCUAUGUGUUGCCCAAGCAGGAGCUCGUUGCUGACCGGCCGUUACGUUCACAAUCACGAGGUCUUUACGAACAACGACAACUGCAGCAGCCCCCAGUGGCAACGAGAUCACGAGCCGCACUCGUUCGCCGCUUACCUGAGCAACGCGGGAUAUCGUACCGGUUACUUCGGCAAGUAUCUGAACAAGUACAACGGAUCGUACAUACCGCCCGGAUGGCGGGAAUGGGGAGGUCUGAUAAUGAAUUCACGGUACUACAACUACAGCGUGAACAUGAACGGGAAGAAGAUAAAGCACGGGUUCGAGUACAGCAAGGACUAUUACCCGGACCUGAUAGCGAACGACAGCGUGACUUUUCUACGCCAAAGUAAACACAAUUUCGCACGGAAGCCGGUGAUGCUGGUCGCGAGCUUCCCGGCGCCCCACGGCCCGGAGGAUUCGGCACCCCAAUUCUCGCACCUCUUCUUCAACGUCACCACUCACCACACCCCGGCCUACGACUACGCGCCGAAUCCUGACAAGCAAUGGAUACUGCAGGUCACGCAGAAAAUGCAACCCAUUCACAAACAGUUCACGGAUCUCCUGAUGACCAAGAGGCUUCAGACGUUGCAAAGCGUGGACGACGCCGUGGACAGGAUUUACCAAGAGCUGAAAGAUCUGGGCGAGUUGGACAACACGUACAUCAUCUACACGUCCGAUCACGGCUACCAUCUCGGCCAGUUUGGCCUGAUCAAAGGGAAGAGUUUCCCUUUCGAGUUCGACGUGAGAGUGCCGUUCUUGAUAAGGGGGCCCGGCAUCGAACCCGGCACCAUAGUAGACGACAUAGUUUUGAACAUCGACUUGGCGCCGACGUUUCUGGACAUAGCCGGCGUCGAGACGCCCCCGCAGAUGGACGGUCGUUCCUUUAAGAAACUUUUUCAGAACAAACACGGGAGAAGAUCGAAGUUUAAGUGGCCGGACACAUUCCUGAUCGAGUCUUCGGGGCGUCGUGAAACCCCGGAAUCGAUCGCGGAAUCGAAGGCGAGGGAAGCGAGAAAACAGAAUCAAACGGCAUUGGUUAAACAGCAUUCGAACGCGACACCGGAAGAGGAGGAGGACAACACGGCUGAUCCGGAUACGGAGCACGAAUCGGAGCAUCGAUUCUUCGAGAACGAUACGGGAAGCGAUCAAGAUAUAUCGGAGGACGAGGAUUUCGAAGACUCGAUCAUCGAUGAAUCGAGCUCCGAUCCGCAUCUGGACAACAGGGUCUAUCCUGUACACUCGACCUUCUCUACCAAGCACGAACGGUUGGCCAUCGAGUGUUCGCGGCCUGAAGUCCAGACGAAUUGUAUCCCGGGCCAGAAAUGGCGUUGCGAGAGGGAUGGGCACAGAUGGAGAAGGCACAAGUGCAAAUACGCGGCACCUCCGCCGAGAAUGUCGAAGAAAUGCGCUUGCUUCACGCCCAACGGGGUCGUUUAUACCAGAUUGGAGUCGAACGAUUACGAUUACGUGCAUCGAUACGCAGGGUUUGGCAGGGAUAGAAGGCCGACCGAUGUGUACACGGAUGUGGCCAGAUACUUUGCUAGACGAGGCAAACGAGACGUGUCGGGAGCAGGGAGCGAAGAUGCCAGCCAAGAUACAGAGGAGAACGAUGAUGGAUAUAAUGACGGUGAGCGGGAUCGGCGAGCGAUCGACGAGGAGGACGACGAGGAUUUCUUCCAGGAAUUGGACAGUCUUGCGAACGAUGUGAGAAAGGAAUACGUAGACUUGAUCUUUAGGGAUAGAUUCGAUAACAGGACGUCGGAGGAUGAGAAACUCGAGUUCGAUAAUUUGAACGAAUCGGAAUACUCGAUCGAUGACUUCGAUCCCAGCUUGGAUAAAGUGGUGAAAGGCCGGUUGAACGUCGAGGACGUGGUUAGAAGACACAGGAGGAUACGGAGGAGUGUCACGAAGAAGGACACCGUUGAACACGUGACCAAGAUAAUGGAGAGCAUCGAAGAGGAAUUGGACGAUUUAAAGGCGACUCAAGAACGCCAGUCGGAGCCAAGAAGAACCUUCCCACCAAAAUGUUCCGUCCUCCCGCAAGGAGGAGUGAAUUGUUCGGAAACCGUGUACCAGGAUCCGAACGAAUGGAGAAACUCGAGGCGAGAGAUCGAACAGCAAAUCAGAGAAAUGAGGAUGCAGUUGGAGACAUUAAAAGAUAUUCGCCGUCACCUGAUGACCAAGCGACCUCACGUUAUGAAAGAUCCGGAGGAUGGAUUCAAAAGCGCGGAAGACUCUCAUAAACCGCAUCAUCAUCCUUCGAGAAACCACGUGAAUCGACAUCACAAGAAACACGAACACGCCAAUACGAUUAUUAACCCUAGCGCGACCACCGUUCGUUCCACCGUGAAACAGGAUCGAGCGACGGAAGAAAGGGUCGUUUCGUCCACCAAGGAGAAUAAAUCUAGAUUUCUUAACGUUACGGAAGCCACGGAAAGUAGCGAUACCGAUACGAUCACCACCACGAGCGAAUCAACAUCCAGCGUAACUUCGUUAUCGUCCACUUCGAAACCAAAGAAAGCGCCUCGUCGUCAGAAGGCAAAAGAGCCGGUUGGUAACAGGACGGAAGUGGAGGAUGACAAGGCGCAGAGACGAAGGAAGGUCCACCAUCACCGAAGGAACAAUACUCUUUUCACGAAUAGCGUGCACGACGAGGUGCCAAUUGUAAAUGUGAGCGAGACAAUCGAGACGACGACUGUCACAACCGCGGCGUCCAGGUCUCAGUAUCAUCGAACCAGGUACACGACCACCGUUCCUACGACGACAAUGAAGGAAACCACGAUUCACAGGGAGACCGUGACCGGAGUCACGAAUGACUUUACCAAAGAAAAUACGGUGGGGACGAACGCGCAAACGAUACUAUCCACAGGGUCAGAGACGUCCAGUGAAACGACGGAGUCGCAAACGACGACGCCAUCGUUCACCAGGACCUCGACUAUUAUCGAAGGAGGACGUUCGAGAACUACGUUCCCAGCUGUGACCACCACGUCUGUGACUAUACCGAUUACAGUCUCAUCGAAUAAGAGGUUUCCAAAGGUUCAGAAGAAUAGGACCAACAACCUUGGACCAUCGAGAAUCGACGUUACCAUUUUGGAGUCCCCGGAUAGGAGGAGCAGACAAGAGAUAAUAGAUAUAGCGAAUAAUAAUCGCCGGUUACCACCGAUGCUGAACAGUCCUUUGGAAGCGCGUCACAAGUGUUACUGCGAGCCAGAUUCUUACUCGAAGAAGGACGAGAAAGAGAUCGCUCGAGAGGAAAGGAGAAGGUUGAAGGAGGAACGUUUGAAGAAAAAGGAGAGGAAGCUGAGGAAGAAAGCCAAACUGGAGAAGGAGUGUUUAACCGAAAAGAUGAACUGUUUCGAGCACGAUAACGAUCAUUGGCGCACAGCACCGUUGUGGAGUGCGGGCCCAUUCUGCUUUUGCAUGAAUGCCAACAAUAAUACGUACUCGUGUAUUCGCACCAUUAACGCGACACACAAUUUCCUUUACUGCGAGUUCACCACCGGUUUGGUCACUUAUUAUAACCUGAGGAUCGAUCCGUUCGAACAAUGGAACAGGGUUUCGUCUUUAACGUCUUUGGAACGUUCCUAUCUUCACGAUCAAUUGGAACAUUUAAAGGGAUGCAAGGGGACAAGGGAUUGUACGGUUGGAAACGCGAAGGAAGCACUGCCGCAGCAACAGCAUCAGAGGUUCAUCUCGAAAAGAAAAUUCGCCAAUACGUUCGAGGAUAUGUUCGUACCGUCGACGUUACAAAUUAUUCGCGAGAGCGAGCUUAGCAGUCCGCCGAAUAAGAGGCGGAAAAAGUUGCAGAACGUUUGGAACAGACGAAGCAGAAGCUGGCAAACUAAUUUUAGGCAUCAUCAAGACACGAUGAAUUAUCGUCGGCACAGACAUCAGUACUGAUUAUUAUCAUGACCCGUUUGUUCUUUUUGAACAAAUUGUCGAAGGAUGCGUGAAAGCAUUGCCUUAGAUGUAUAUUAAUUUCGCGAUGCAUUUAAUAAUGUAAUUUAUUUAGUGAUAUUUAAUCGAGGAAAGAUACGUGAUAUUUAAUUGAAAAUGUUCGGAUUCCAUUAAAAUUAGAAUCGCGCUUUAAAACGACGUAUGCCGCGUUGCAGAAAGAAAUCAAUCUAAAAAUGAAUGCGAUCGCAAAAAAAACAUGUCGACUAUCUAACUAAAUAAAUGA